CGAACCGGACACUGAGAGAGAAAGAGAGAGAGAGAGAGAGAGAGAGUCUCUCAGUGUGCGUGUGUGUUCUUUGUUUUGCUUUUGUAUUCGUACUUUUUUUUAGCAAAGUCAUAUUAAUAUGAAUAUGUCAAGGGUUACGACCUUGAAUUUCCAAUUGAAAAAAAAUCCCCCGUAUGGACUCACAGACGUCUGCAAGUAACAACAACAAAAAAUGAAAGAAUCAAUUCAUUGUAUUGAAAACCGCCAAUCAUUCAAAACCAAAUGGCAUUGAACGUAUUUUCACCACUGUCAGAAUGUCAAAGCUAACCUCAAAUAGAACAUCACUAGAACUACUCGUGAGAUACAUGUUUCGAUUAUUUUGAUUUAGUUUUUUCUUGUGUGUGCACAAUUUUAGAGAUAUGAGCAAUUGAUGUGCAUCAAUAAAAUGCAGAUUUGAAGUGCGAAAUCAAAUCUUCGAAGCGGCUCGUUUCCAUUCAUUCGCACCACCUGAGCCAAUGUCAUUUCAUAAUCUACAAUUAAAUUCUAUCAAUAGAAUGACAUUGAGAUAAAUGUGAUUAAUUGAAAAAAAGCAAAAGUUAAUUGUGAUUCGUCAUAGAGUUUGUUUCAAUUAAGUAGCAAAAAUGAAUUUACUGCGUCAAACGAAUUUGUGUAAUGCAUUAAAAUCUUACCACCGUUUAAAUUUACUGUCAACAUCGUUGCCAUCGGUUGCAUCGCACACAAAUUGUACAAAUAAUCAAUUUCAUGGCAUCGAGGCAUGUGCAAAAACAAAACCCAAUUAUCAUCUGUCUCAGUGUUUACGUAAUAGAAAACAAUUGGACGUUUUCCAAAGAUCGAUUGCGAGUGACCAUCAUCAUGUGAUUAGCCCAAAAACUGGAUUGCUCACUUCGCUGAGAGAUAAUAUAGAUCCAUACAAGCGACUAAUUCGACUUGAUCGACCGAUUGGAUCGUGGCUUUUAUUUUGGCCAUGCGGUUGGAGUAUAGCGUUGAGCGCAACAGCCGGCGAAUUGCCCGAUAUUACAACGCUGGCGCUAUUCGGAUGUGGUGCGGUCAUAAUGCGAGGAGCCGGAUGCACGAUAAAUGAUCUAUGGGACAAAGAUAUCGACGCAAAGGUGGAACGAACGAAAAAUCGGCCACUGGUCAAUAAAGAAAUUAAGCCAUUAGACGCAUGGGUAUUCUUAUCCGGACAGUUGAGUGUGGGAUUAAUGGUGUUGCUUCAGUUGAAUUGGACAUCGAUUGUGAUCGGGGCAUGUUCAUUGGGUUUGGUCACCAUUUAUCCGCUCAUGAAACGAAUUACCUACUGGCCACAGUUUGUAUUGGGCAUGACAUUCAAUUAUGGUGCUUUGCUUGGAUGGUGUGCCACACAAGGAUCCAUCAAUUUGGCUGCCUGCCUACCGUUGUACGUAGCCGGAAUUUCAUGGACCAUCAUAUACGACACAAUUUACGCUCAUCAGGACAAAGUGGAUGAUCUUAUCGUUGGCAUCAAAUCGACGGCACUUCGAUUUGGUGACAAUACCAAAGCGUGGCUCACCGCAUUUUCCACAGCAAUGAUGGGUGGUUUAUUAACGUCUGGAUAUAUCUGUGAUCAAACUUGGCCAUAUUAUACUGCCGUUGGAUUGGUAGGUGCUCAUCUUGCCCAACAACUAACUUCAUUGAAAAUCAACGAUCCAAGCGAUUGUGCGCGCAAAUUUAUUUCAAACUAUCAAGUCGGCCUUAUCAUAUUCAUGGGCAUUGUGAUUGGAAAUUAUUUAAAAUCGAAGCAUGAUAACAAAAUCUCCACCAAUUUACAAUCGACCACACCAACAACACUGAUAGAAAUGACAAAAGAAAAACUGCACAUUACAUGAGACAAAAGAAAACGCCGAAAACAGUACCGUUUUGAUGAAAAAGUGACAUCAAGAAAUAUGGCUGCAUUAUGUCGAAUUUAUUAUUCAAACGAAUACGGGAUAAUUUUUUUUAAGAUAGCCGCGGUCGGUACGAAUAUGUUUUUUUUUUGUACAAAGAAUCGAACACAAUUUGCCACAAGACAAUUUAAAAAGUCCAAUGUUCCAUGUAUUCAUAUGCCAAAGAGAAUAAAAAACGAAGGAAAAGGAUAAAUCAUUCAUUAUUUGAAUUAAUGUAAAAAAGCGGGUCUCACCAAUGUUACCUAAAUGUAUUAAAAUGCAAAGAAAAAACCAACAAACCAAUAGAAUUCUGGAACAUUUUACAAGAAAAUUAUUAAUUUUAAACACUUCUCUAAACAUAUCAUCCCAGAUUGGGAUGGUUUCAAUAAAAAAAAGACACAAAGUAUACAUACCAAUCAAGAACAAA
This is a messenger RNA of Sitodiplosis mosellana (orange wheat blossom midge), 2307 nucleotides long. RefSeq names its product 4-hydroxybenzoate polyprenyltransferase, mitochondrial (gene Coq2). NCBI's taxonomy places the organism in Eukaryota, Metazoa, Arthropoda, Insecta, Diptera, Cecidomyiidae. The record is from RefSeq and is a predicted model, not a curated record. The coding region runs from base 621 to 1844 and encodes 407 amino acids. Gene Ontology annotation, cellular component: mitochondrial inner membrane. Gene Ontology annotation, biological process: ubiquinone biosynthetic process. The transcript is spliced from 3 exons.